CGGACGGAGGAGCAGAGGCAGAGCAGGAGGAGUCGGUGUGUUCUUGCCGCUUGUCUGUCGAAUUCGCCGCUACCGAUCGGGGACACGGAGGGAACGAAGGCUAUACGCUCUCACGGCACGAGUCGAGAGGUACAGUGCAGUGUACACGGGAGAGGAAACGACGACAACGACGACGAGGUUUCGCCGUCCAUUUGUCCGAGCGUUGGUUGGCAGGAUUUGUUUGGUCCGUGCACGCAUACGCGCAUACGGUGGUGGCGGCGACGGCGGCGGCGGGUCCCGCUGUGUGACGGCGUCCGUUUCGACGGGAAGACGGAGAGAGAGAGGGAGUGAGUGAGAGAGCCACGUCGGCGACGACGGCGACGGAGAGGAGGCACACGGUGGGGUCUUUACGGAGGAGCCACAGAGCGAGCGAGCGAACGAGCGUGGUGAGCGAUCUGCGACGGCGAUAACGAGGGGAAUCCUCCUCGCCCGCGUCCCGGUGGACAGCCCAUCGCCUCGUCCUCCUCCUCCUCCUCUUCCUCCUCCUCCUCCAUCUCUAUCUCCAUCUCCACCUUCUCUUCCUCCCCCCCUCCUCCCCCUCUUCUCUCAGCUUUGUCGUCACUCGCCGUCCCUGAAUCGUGGUCGUCACGUCAAGCGGGUCGCCCCCGUCUCCUACAGCGAUUUCCGCGACAGUGACGCGCGCGCGAGUCAUCUCCUCCUCCGCCUCCCCCCUCCCGUCCCCCUGCUGCCACCGUAGCCGCGAUCCGCGCCCGGCCCCCGCGCCCGGCGGUCUUCGCACCCGGUCACAGCAGAAACGCAGAGAUUGUGGAGUCGAGGAGGUUAAGGGGACGGCACGAGCGGGAGGACGCGCCGUCAUCCAUCAUCACCAUGAAGCUGGUCGACCACGUGGUGCGGAGCUUCAAGGUGGCCAAGGUAUUCCGCGAGAACACCGAUCGGAUAAACAGCAUCGACUUCUCGCCGAAUGGCGACACCCUGAUCUCCUGCUCCGAGGACGACCAGAUCGUGAUAUAUGACUGCGAGAAGGGCACCCAGGUGCGCACGGUCAACUCGAAGAAGUACGGCGUCGACCUGAUACACUUCACCCACGCCAAGAACACGGCGAUACACAGCAGCACCAAGGUCGACGACACGAUCCGUUACCUGAGCCUGCACGACAACAAGUACAUACGCUACUUCCCCGGCCACACGAAGAAGGUAGUGUCGCUAUGUAUCAGUCCGAUCGAGGAUACCUUUCUCUCCGGUUCUCUAGAUAAAUCCCUGCGGUUGUGGGACCUGCGCUCGCCCAAUUGCCACGGGGUGAUGAACGUCUCGGGCCGGCCGGUCGCGGCGUACGACCCGGAGGGCCUGAUCUUCGCCGCCGGCGUAAACUCCGAGAGCAUCAAGCUGUACGAUCUGCGUAGCUUCGACAAGGGUCCGUUCGUCACGUUCAAGCUCUCGCAGGAGAAGGAGUGCGACUGGACCGGGCUCAAGUUCAGCAGGGACGGCAAGACCAUCCUGAUCUCCACUAACGGUAGUACGAUUCGUUUAAUUGACGCUUUUCACGGUACGCCGUUACAGACCUUCGCCGGGCAUCUUAACAACAAGGGGAUCGCGAUCGAGGCCAGUUUCAGUCCGGACUCGCAGUUUGUGUUCAGUGGCUCCACCGACGGCAGGGUGCACGUGUGGAACGCGGAGACCGGCUACAAGGUGUGCGUGCUGAACGGCGACCAUCCGGCGCCGGUGCAGUGUAUCCAGUUUAAUCCCAAGUACAUGAUGCUGGCGUCCGCGUGCACCAACAUGGCUUUCUGGCUGCCCACCAUCGACGAGAACGCAUAAGAUUAAUUUAUGAGAAAUUCUAUGCAGAGAAUGCAAUGCCAGAAUCUACUUUGUAAAGGAGAAAAAAAACAGAAGAGAGAAAGAGAGAGAGAGAGAAAGAGAGACAACUGAGAACAACAAUCGGUCGCGAUUUGUGCAACUCAUUGCGAACGAAUACAUUUACAUUGCAUUUACAUUAUGUGUACAAAAAAAAAAAACUGGAACGGCGUUUUGCCAGGUUCUGAAACUCUGUGUGACUCUUCGAGGGAAGAGAAAGCGACAGCUCGUAGACGGCAUCACGCUCGCCCACGCGACUUUCUGUCCGACGUUCUCGUCGACGGCGCCAGUCACCGUUUUCGUCGUUUCCACGGAUACAGGAAGAUCCACGUAUCCAUGCGAACGUUUUUCGAACGCGCGACCGCUUCCUGCGCGUAAUCGUUUAAGCGUUUAACGAAGUAUACACGUCACGCGCGGGAAGUGGGCCAACGUGUCCUUAGAUUUAGUCCCGUUUCAUCGGGCCACCUCGACCGUCUCUCUCGUCCGACACUGUGUUCGAGAAAAUUUAGAAUGUAGAACGUUGCUGCACGCGCGCGCGCGAGAGAGAGAGAGAGAGAGAGAGAAUACCGUCUUCGAGAGCUUUUGUACGCCGAGGCUAGAAAAUGUAGGAACUCUUCGAACAGCUGGUAGAGAGAUAGGAUUCGCGUACUUCGAGCACGACGUCUUUGAACGGCAGCCUCGUUCGAUUUUGCACGUUGCUGUUGUACGCGUCUAACACUUUUCACUUUUGAUAACCGGACGCGUUGCCUAGAUAUUACGGCAUAGAAUUGUUCAUUUAGUUAAGAAGCGUUAAAACGGCGCGCCUGCGAGCGAUCUUCGAAUAUUUCACUCGGAGCCCAACGACGUAGUUUUCAACGGACAGCCCGUUAAAUACCGUAAAACUGAUCCUUCAAUAUUGUUAUAGUUAAUCCGAUUCGCAUGGCCGUAUACAGGAUAAGUUGUCUCUCUGGUUGAUCGUGCGAAACUCCGUCAUUUCCUAAAAUGACGGGUGGAGCUUUCAAUGUUUUUUUUCUUCGCAAUAGUAAUCUUUUUCACAUCGACAUCUCCGUUUCAUUUCGCGACGCAAAAGUAAUUGGCCGUAAUCUUGGAUUUAGUCAGCCUUCAAUUCUUAUCUCCCCGCCCAUUCAGCUUUCAACGUAGUACGUAGUUCUAAAUAAUAUACGAGAUAACACAUGGCAUUAUCUCAUGGUUGCGAAUAGAGAUUUAAGAACAUAACUAGAUACGUGCAGAAGAUAUUGCCUCUCGAAAAAAAACCGUGCGUACGGGAUCUUCCUCGUUCCUGUAUGCGGCCAUGCCUCGGUCCUUUCAUACGUAAAACUAUUGGAAACGCCCAUCUAAUUGCGCUCUGCGUACGCGCACAUCGUAGACUAGCCAGAAGCGUAAUUUAUACACUUUCGACAGCGAGAAGAAGGAGGAAGAGGAUCGUCGCCGAUGUUGCGCGAUGGAAAAAAAAGGCUCCACCAUCGUCACGUUUCUCUUCCGCGAAGAGCAUCGACGACGGUAGCAGCCGGCGGUCUUGGCCGUCGCUGAUGACGAAGAUGCGUCAAAAAAAGAAAGAAAAAAA
Molecule: messenger RNA, 3415 nt
Organism: Monomorium pharaonis (pharaoh ant)
Lineage: Eukaryota; Metazoa; Arthropoda; Insecta; Hymenoptera; Formicidae
Gene: Wdr82
Product: WD repeat-containing protein 82
Exons: 1
Coding region: 868-1815 (315 amino acids)
Cellular component (GO): Set1C/COMPASS complex
Molecular function (GO): protein binding; chromatin binding
Source: RefSeq, a predicted model, not a curated record